Messenger RNA from Hyaena hyaena (striped hyena), 4155 nucleotides. RefSeq names its product hedgehog interacting protein (gene HHIP). NCBI's taxonomy places the organism in Eukaryota, Metazoa, Chordata, Mammalia, Carnivora, Hyaenidae. The coding region runs from base 503 to 2605 and encodes 700 amino acids. The transcript is spliced from 13 exons. The record is from RefSeq and is a predicted model, not a curated record.
GUGAGAAGCUGCAGCCGCCGGCAGAGGAGACCUCAGCAUCUUCUAGAGCCCAGCGCUGGCCCUGCCUGCGUCUGCCGCGCCGCCGCCGCCGUUUCAGUUCCUGCUACUGUCUCACCUAAACAACUCCAGUUACACGGACAAGUGAACCUCUGUGGCCGUCUUCUCCUCUUCUUCCUCCUCCUCUUCCAACUCUUUCUCCUCCUCCCACUUCCCAGCCGCAGCAGGAAGCCCCUAACCCCACUGACCCUGGCACAACUGCAAACGGUGUCAUCUGCACAACUUUAUCUCGGUCCUCGGACUCCCCUAAGGCACUGGACCCGUCGCCUUGUCUUUUAUUUUUUGCAAAGUUGCAUCGCUCUACAUAUUUCCGCCCCCGGCGCUACUCUCUGCCUCUCGAGUGUCCCCCGCAGCCUCCUCCUGGAGCUGCGCCCUAGUGCCCCUGGUGGGCAGUGGCGUUCCCCCCCAGCCUCCCGCGCCGAGCCCCUGCCGCUCGGGGCAGACGAUGCUGAAGAUGCUCUCCUUUAAGCUGCUGCUCCUGGCCGUGGCUCUGGGCUUCUUUGAAGGAGAUGCUAAGUUUGGGGACAGAAUCGAAGGGAGCGGAGCGCGGAGGAGAAGGUGCCUGAACGGGAACCCCCCGAAGCGCCUGAAAAGGAGAGAUAGGCGGAUGAUGUCCCAGCUGGAGCUGCUGAGCGGGGGAGAGAUGCCCUGCGGUGGCUUCUACCCUCGGCUGUCCUGCUGCCUGCGGAGUGACAGCCCGGGGUGGGGGCGCCUGGAUAACAAGAUAUUUUCUGUUACCAACAACACAGAAUGUGGGAAGUUACUGGAGGAAAUCAAAUGUGCGCUUUGCUCUCCACAUUCUCAGAGCCUGUUCAACUCACCUGAAAGAGAAGCCUUGGAAAGAGAACUUGUACUUCCCCUGCUCUGCAAAGACUAUUGCAAAGAAUUCUUUUAUACUUGCCGAGGCCAUAUCCCAGGUUUCCUCCAAACUACUGCUGAUGAGUUUUGCUUUUACUAUGCAAGAAAAGAUGGUGGGUUAUGCUUUCCAGAUUUUCCAAGAAAACAAAUCAGAGGACCAGCAUCUAACUACUUGGACCAGAUGGAAGAAUAUGACAAAGUGGAAGAGAUCAGCAGAAAGCACAAACACAACUGCUUCUGUAUCCAGGAGGUGGUGAGUGGGCUGCGGCAGCCUGUUGGUGCCCUGCAUAGUGGGGAUGGCUCGCACCGACUCUUCAUUCUGGAGAAAGAAGGUUACGUGAAGAUACUUACCCCUGAAGGAGAAAUUUUCAAGGAGCCUUAUUUGGACAUUCACAAACUUGUUCAAAGUGGAAUAAAGGGAGGAGAUGAAAGAGGUCUGCUAAGCCUUGCAUUCCAUCCCAAUUACAAGAAAAAUGGAAAGCUGUAUGUGUCUUAUACCACCAACCAAGAACGAUGGGCUAUCGGGCCUCAUGACCACAUUCUUCUAGUUGUGGAAUACACAGUAUCCAGAAAAAAUCCUCAUCAAGUUGAUUUGAGAACAGCCAGAGUAUUUCUUGAAGUUGCCGAACUCCACAGAAAGCAUCUAGGCGGGCAACUGCUCUUUGGCCCUGAGGGCUUUUUGUACAUCAUUCUUGGUGACGGGAUGAUCACACUGGAUGAUAUGGAAGAAAUGGAUGGGUUAAGUGAUUUCACAGGGUCGGUGCUCCGGCUGGACGUGGACACAGAUAUGUGCAACGUGCCUUAUUCCAUACCCAGGAGUAACCCGCACUUCAACAGCACCAACCAGCCCCCAGAAGUGUUUGCGCACGGCCUGCACGAUCCAGGAAGAUGUGCUGUGGAUCGACAUCCCACUGAUAUAAACAUCAAUUUAACAAUACUUUGUUCAGACUCCGAUGGAAAGAACAGAUCAUCAGCCAGAAUUCUACAGAUAAUAAAGGGGAAAGAUUAUGAAAGUGAGCCAUCACUUUUAGAAUUCAAGCCAUUCAGCAAUGGUCCUUUGGUGGGUGGAUUUGUUUACCGAGGCUGCCAGUCUGAAAGACUGUAUGGAAGCUAUGUGUUUGGAGACCGUAAUGGGAAUUUCUUAACCCUCCAGCAAAGUCCAGUGAGCAAGCAAUGGCAAGAAAAACCACUCUGUCUCGGCAACAGUGGUUCCUGUAGAGGUUACUUUUCAGGUCACAUCUUGGGAUUUGGAGAAGAUGAAUUAGGUGAAGUUUACAUUCUAUCAAGUAGUAAAAGUAUGACCCAGUCUCACAAUGGAAAACUCUACAAAAUCGUAGAUCCCAAAAGACCCCUAAUGCCUGAGGAAUGCAGAGCCCCGGUACAGACCGCACAGAUGUUGACUUCAGAAUGCUCCCGGCUCUGUCGCAAUGGCUACUGUACCCCCACGGGCACGUGCUGCUGCACCCCAGGAUGGGAAGGGGACUUCUGCAGAAUUGCAAAAUGUGACCCAGCAUGUCGUCACGGAGGUGUCUGUGUUCGACCAAACAAGUGCCUCUGUAAAAAAGGAUAUCUUGGUCCUCAGUGUGAACAAGUGGACAGAAACAUCCGCAGAGUGACCAGGGCAGGUAUUCUUGAUCAGAUCAUUGACAUGACAUCUUAUUUGCUGGAUCUAACAAGUUACAUUGUAUAGUUUCUGGGACUGUUUGAAUAUUCCUUUCCAAUGGGCAUUUAUUUUUAAUCCUGUCAUUAAAAAGAAAGACUGUUAUCCUGCUACACACUUCCUGUGAUUUCAUUUUCUUUUAUUAAUUUAAAAAUAAUUUCCAGAAAUGUGCAGAUCCUGUGUGUGUAUGUUGGCACGUUUGUUCACAUAUGCACAUACACACACACACUCAAAACCCCUGUACGUGUGGUUGCAUAACAGAUGGGUUUUAAAUAUAUAUUUCCUUGCGUGGAGUGAUUUACACAGAAAUUCCAUUGUAAAUUGAUAACGGAAUUUUUAUGUCACCAGAAGAGAUUAUCUGACUUCCCAGGAAUUUUCUGUCUGUAAUAACUAAAGUCAACUUUAAUGGAGUUUUGAAACAUUACUGUGCAAUCUGAUGGAUCUAAUAAAAAAGGCAAUAUUUUUAUAUUAAAGGAUUAUAAUGUGAGAGAAUGUUUCAGAAUUCCCUGAUGAAUUUCUAAAUGGGCGACUUGAUAUAAAAUUAUAAUUUUCAAUUGUAUCAAUGUAUCCAAUUACAGAAUGUUACCCACUUACCUUUUUAUUGGCAGAGAAAUCUGGUUACUCUAGUUUAAUCUCAAGAUUGUUUUCAAGUGUUUUAUAAUUAAAUCAUAACGGCAUAUUCUGCAAUCAAUCUUCCUAAAAGGUCUGCUUUUAUUAUAUAUUGUAUCUAACAAUAGGCACUGGGUUUGUGUUACCUAUUUAUAUUUUUUAUUUUAUUUUUAUAAUAUAGACAUCACCUAGAUGAAACACCUUUGCCCUGUCCUGUAAAAUACUAAAGUUACAUUUUUCACCAACUUAAUUGGAAAGAAGGGGAGUGAGAAAGCAAACAGUCUUUAAUGUGCUGUGGAUCUAAUCUAGCAAUGUGCCCUUGUGCCAACAUGUAAUCAUUAAUGACAGAUGAAAAAGCAAGAAAACAGCCAAUCCUUAUAAAAUUCCAGUAUUAAACAUAUGUAAAGUGCUUUUCACCAUAGCAAGACUGUCAGAGUAUAUGUGAUUAGAACGUUGCAGAUUUCACACUGAACGAACCUCACUGGAGAAGAGCUCACUCAUUUCUAACAAAUCUGGGCGAUGUAAGCUGUCACUUGUACACAUUUUUAAAAUCCUAAUUCUUGCCAAAUAGGAGUCUUAAUGUAUAUGUUCCUUUUAAGAACUCAGUGAAAAUCCUCCUUGGUUAAUGUAUGAAUACAUUUCUGUAAAUGUUCUGUUCAGGUUUUUAAAGAAAUGCCAUGAUCUAAUUUAAAGCUGCAAAAAGACUGAUAGACAUUUUUCUUACUGGUUUUUGAGGCCGGCUCUCCACCUUGGACUGUAACAAAGUCAUAAGGCCUCUUUGCACUACUGAGAAAACAUCUAUCGUGACAUGCACACACCCGUUAUUGGUUGCCCUUGUGUAAACAUCUGUUCUUCCAGAAUCUAAAUUGUAGACAAGUAUAGAUUAUGAGCACAGGCUGACUUUCCAAGCCUGUUCCUUACCUUUGGGAAUAUGAACCUCAAUUAAAAAGAAUAAAAUCGCUUAACUAGUA